Messenger RNA from Carassius auratus (goldfish), 3571 nucleotides. RefSeq names its product neuropilin-1a-like. The transcript has 9 exons. NCBI's taxonomy places the organism in Eukaryota, Metazoa, Chordata, Actinopteri, Cypriniformes, Cyprinidae. Gene Ontology annotation, molecular function: vascular endothelial growth factor receptor activity; vascular endothelial growth factor binding; semaphorin receptor activity. The record is from RefSeq and is a predicted model, not a curated record. Gene Ontology annotation, biological process: regulation of vascular endothelial growth factor receptor signaling pathway; axon guidance; positive regulation of endothelial cell migration. Gene Ontology annotation, cellular component: plasma membrane; axon; focal adhesion. The annotation marks the transcript as partial.
UACUCUCUUUGUCCUUCAACAGAGUACCCAUGUUCUGGAAUGUUGGGAAUGGUCUCAGGCCUUAUCGCAGACUCUCAGAUCACAGUUUCAUCCCACACCGAGCGCACCUGGGUGUCAGAGAAUGCCCGUCUGUUGACCAGCCGUUCGGGAUGGUCCUUGUUGCCGCAGCCCCAGCCGUAUGUGGAUGAGUGGCUGCAGAUAGAUCUGGGUGAGGAGAAAUUGGUCCGAGGUUUGAUCAUCCAGGGAGGUAAACACCGUGAUAACAAGGUAUUCAUGAAGAAGUUUCGGCUGGGCUACAGCAACAAUGGAUCCGACUGGAAAGUGGUGAUGGAUUCUACCGGCAACAAGCCCAAGAUAUUUGAGGGGAAUUUGAACUAUGACACGCCAGCGUUGAGGACGGUUGAGCCUGUGUUGACACGCUUUGUUAGGGUGUACCCAGACAGAGCCACUCCUGCUGGGAUGGGACUUAGAUUGGAACUCCUGGGCUGUGAAAUGGAAGUGCCCACAGUGCCCCCUACUAUGCCCACAUCCUCCACUGCGCCAUCAGACGAGUGUGAUGAUGACCAGGCCAACUGCCACAGUGGAACAGGUGAUGACUACGACCAGACAGGUGGAACCGCAGCGCCAGAGAUGACCACAGAGACGAGCACUGUUCCAGCGUUCCUGUGGUUCGCCUGUGAUUUCGGCUGGGCCAGUGAUCCUUCAUUCUGUGGCUGGAUGUCCGAGGACAGCGGUUUCAGGUGGCAGAUCCAGUCCAGCGGCACCCCGACUCUGAACACCGGCCCAAACAUGGACCACACUGGCGGAUCAGGGAACUUCAUCUACACCCUGGCCACAGGUGCUCAGGAGACAGAAGUGGCUCGGUUAGUGAGUCCAUCCGUGUCGGGCCAGGACUCGGACCUGUGCUUGUCCUUCUGGUAUCACAUGUUCGGCUCUCACAUCGGCACGCUUCACAUCAAACAGCGCAGAGAAAGCAGCCAGGGCUCAGCUGACGUCCUGCUCUGGACGGUCAGCGGUCAUCAAGGCAACCGCUGGAGGGAGGGCCGUGUGCUCAUACCCCACUCCAACAAACCCUACCAGGUGGUAAUUGAAAGCGUAGUGGAGAGGAAGAGUUGGGGAGACAUUGCUGUGGAUGACAUCAAGAUCCUAGACAGUCUGAACGUGGAUGACUGCAAGGACCCAGAGCCAAUUCUAACGGAGGACAAAUUCAAUGACAUCAUCGUGGACAUCACAGACUUCCCUGAGAUCGUGGAGAACCACGAGAUCAGCGGCGCUGGAAACAUGCUGAAGACGCUGGACCCCAUCCUCAUCACCAUCAUCGCUAUGAGCGCGCUGGGGGUCUUCCUCGGAGCCAUCUGCGGCGUGGUCCUCUACUGCGCCUGCUCCCACAGCGCCAUGUCCGACAGGAACUUAUCCGCUCUGGAAAACUAUAACUUUGAGCUGGUGGACGGCGUCAAGUUAAAGAAGGACAAGCUCAACUCACAGAACACGUACUCAGAAGCGUGAGACCAAUGAGAGGGGACCUCUCCUCAGGGAGGGCGGGGCUAAACGGACUGCCGAAGCCUUCUGAUUGGAGGAGGACAAGGCUCUGUGGUUCAGUGAACCAAUGAGAGGUCUGGACUGAGCCAUGCUUUUCUCAGGAGCUGCAGUGAACAGAACCUACCAGUAGGGGACACUGUGUACAAAACAUUGAAUUCAUGGGAAAAAACUCAAACUAAAACAAAAUGAAAAAUAAGAAUAUGUACAGAUGAUUGAAAUUGUUAUUUUAAUUUUUAAUUUUAUCGUUUUGUAUUAAUUUUGGUUGCUCAUUUUUACAAUCGGAUGCUGGUGUUGAGACCAAUAUAUAAUAAUGUUAUAAAGUAUUUAUCUUUUUUUUUUCUAGGAGGAAAUUUAUUUUUUAUUUUAAAAGAUUGUUUUGCGCUUUAAGGAGAUGUGAAUAAAAAACAAAAAACAAAUGAACCAUAUAUGGCCAAGGGAAGGUAAUUUGGAAGGGCAAAGAUCAAAGGGGGUGGAGAAUCAUCCAGCCCUGUUGCAUUCUGGGUAUGGUUCAGUCAGUGCCUUUGGUACAUCUUUUUUGGCCUCCUCUGUUGUUUUUAUGGUGUUUUCAACCCUUUAGUUCUCAAAAUAGCUGUCAGUCGAAUCUGCAAAACAAAUCCCGGUAAAUUCAUAGCGCUUUAACGUUGAAAUCAUGCAUAUUGUACAUAAGUUUUAAUAUAUUUUAAUGCCGUUUUUCAGAGAAAUUAGUAAAAGGACAAAAAAGAAAGCUGCAGUAUCCUUUUUUUCUUGGGUUGUAUGUUGUAAAUACAAUCGUCCGACUGUUUUGUGAAAGUGAACCGUGUGCUUUUUCCGUCCUGUUUGGUUAUUUUGCUACGUUUCCAAAAGAUGCAGCCCUCGUUCAGAACAGAUGCUGAUACAAAUCAUGAGAACAAGCACUCGCACAUACACUAAACGCAUUUCAUCUGCAGUGGCUCGACUGAGUUCACCUGGAUUACAGAUUUAUAAUCAUCAUAACGUUCAGAAUGUCUGUUUAUCCAGCAUACCAAAAAAAGAGAGAGGAAGAAAUGAAUGCUCAUCCUUGCCUUGAUGGCUUUGAUUUGAGGAUUCAUCAAAGCGCUUCUGUCUCCAUCCGUCGAGCUUGAAUGCAUGUGCUCUUGAAUAAAACUCUGAUUUUAAGAGUGGUGCUAUUAGAUGUCCUCACACAUCGUUCUGUCGUUGGCCUUGUGUCUGUACCAAAGGACUGUUGCCUCAAUCUGCAGGGUCCAAUCACAACCAGCCCUUCUCUUGAGACGUCUGGAGAGCAUCUCAUCUCAUCUCUCAUUCAUCAGAUGGAUCUGAUGUUAGCAAUGCCGUACACACACAGUUUAACCGAUAACAGGGCUUCACUGCUGACAAUACUAAUGUUUUCUACAGGUUUCUGGGUAUGUUCAUGUACUGUGUGCUGUAUACUGUGGCCAACACUUCUGUUUUCCCCUUUCUUUCCGAGGACGUGGAUCCUCGAGUCGAUGCUACAUGUGUGUCAGCUGAAGCUGAUUCUGUGAGAAAGCAUACUGUAGCAUUAACGAAAAAGAAACAUUGUUGCACUGAUCGAUAUAUUUGAAGAAGUUUAUGUGUUUAUAGCAUUCAUUUAUAAAAAAGACAACUGAAAUAAAAAAGACAGUGUUCAUUUUAUAUAUAUAUAUAUAUAAAUAUAGUUUCAGAAUAUGUAAUCCGAUUCUGAAAUGGUCAAUUAUGGAGAUGUUUUCAUUAUUGAAAAAGCUCUACGGAUUUCCUAAAGUAAAGCUCCCAUUCUCUUUUGGUUUUGUACUGUCGUUGAAACUCUGUGCCGAUUUGUUUUGUUUGUGUUCGUUGCGUUUUUUUACAAGAAGAUGCGGAAGCAAAGAAAACGUUUAUUUUCAAUACUGCCUCUGUAAGUUGCUGUUGAAGGAAGAGGGGAAAAAAUGAAUAAAAACAGCAAGGCCUUAAAAUGGAUAUCAAUGUUUUGUAUUUGAACAUCUGCAUCACGGAAGAAAAAGCUCAGAUCGACUGACAUACUCCAAAGAUUCAGCUCCAAUAAAUCUGUUCAGAAACCUUU